Molecule: messenger RNA, 1200 nt
Organism: Penicillium crustosum
Lineage: Eukaryota; Fungi; Ascomycota; Eurotiomycetes; Eurotiales; Aspergillaceae
Product: putative endo-1,4-beta-xylanase
Exons: 5
Coding region: 1-1200 (399 amino acids)
Biological process (GO): carbohydrate metabolic process
Cellular component (GO): extracellular region
Molecular function (GO): cellulose binding; hydrolase activity, hydrolyzing O-glycosyl compounds
Source: RefSeq, a predicted model, not a curated record
AUGGUUCACUUCUCUACUAUUGCCCUGGCAUUGGCCAGUGUUCUUCCUCAGCUGACUCAAGGAGCCGGGUUACACACCGCUGCCGUUGCAAAGGGAAAGCUAUACUUCGGGUCUGCCACUGAUAACCCCGAGUUGACUGAUGCUCCAUACCUUGCCCAAUUGAGCAACACAGAUGACUUUGGUCAAAUUACUCCCGGAAAUGCACAGAAGUGGGAUGCAAGUGAGCCCUCCCAAAAUACCUUCUCCUAUACCAAAGGAGAUGACAUUGCCAACCUUGCUGCUACAAAUGGCCAAAAGCUGCGAUGUCAUACUCUGGUUUGGCAUAGCCAAUUACCCAGCUGGGUCUCAAGCGGCUCCUGGACUAACGCAACUCUGCUUGCUGCCAUGAAGAACCACAUUACCAACGUGGUGACUCACUACAAAGGCAAAUGUUAUGCUUGGGAUGUUGCUAACGAAGCUCUCAACGAGGACGGUACCUAUCGUGACAAUAUCUUCUACCAAUACAUCGGCGAGGCAUACCUUCCCAUCGCAUUUGCAACAGCAGCUGCCGCAGACCCAGCUGCCAAGCUCUACUACAACGACUACAACAUCGAAUCAGCUGGUUCCAAGUCAACAGGUGCCCAAAGAAUCGUCAAGCUCGUGCAGCAGUAUGGGGCCAAGAUUGAUGGCGUCGGCCUACAGGCACACUUCAUUGUCGGAAGUACCCCUAGUCAGAGCGCGCAGACUACCAACUUGGCUGCGUUCACAGCCCUAGGUGUCGAAGUUGCAUACACUGAACUCGACAUCCGUAUGACUCUACCAUCAACUGCUGCCUUGCUUACCCAACAGUCGACUGAUUACCAAAAUACCGUUGCAGCGUGUGUGGCAAACGCCAAGUGUGUUGGAGUUACUAUUUGGGACUACACUGACAAGUACUCUUGGGUUCCUAACACGUUCUCUGGUCAGGGUGAUGCGUGUCCGUGGGAUGCGAACCUGGCGAAGAAGCCCGCCUAUGCGGGUAUAUUAGCUGCUCUGGGUGGUACAACUUCUACCACUUCCACUACGUCUACUUUUGUUACUACCACAACUAGUUCCAGUUCCGGUGGUACUACUGGCGUCCCUCUCUAUGGUCAGUGUGGUGGCUCGGGCUGGACUGGAGGCACAACUUGCGCAAGUGGGACCUGUAAAUACGCCACUGAGUGGUACUCGCAGUGUCUAUAG